Messenger RNA from Gavialis gangeticus (Gharial), 2131 nucleotides. RefSeq names its product smoothelin like 1 (gene SMTNL1). NCBI's taxonomy places the organism in Eukaryota, Metazoa, Chordata, Crocodylia, Gavialidae. The record is from RefSeq and is a predicted model, not a curated record.
CAGAGUCAGGAGUGGGUCAUGAGUGCAGGACUAUGCUUGGCUGAACACCCAAUAUGGGGUGAGGGUGCUUGAAUAGGGGACCAGGUUGGUGACCACAGCUUUGCCAAGGGGGCCCCACAGCGAGAGGCAGGGGUAUAUUUAGCUGGUGCUGGCACUCAUGCACUCCCCCCUCCCGCAGCACCCAUGCUUCUCUCCCCACCCCCACCUGGUGCAGGUUUUAGUGCUUGAGUCACUGGCCUGAUCCAGUCAUGGGUAUUUGGGGUUUGUUUACUAGGUAACACGAGGGUCCAGUGCUGCCCCCUGCCUUAAAGGGCCAGAUUCUAGCCUCUUGGGAAAGGGUUAAUAGCCCUCACCUUGCUCCUGCUUCCUGUUUACAUCCCCCCACCCCAUCACCACCACCCUCUCUUCCUAGACCUAGCAAUAGUGUGGCCAAGGUAAGUAGAGGCCAUGAGGGGCAAUUUGCAGAUGAGCACAGGGCUCUGGGCAGGCUGGACGGUAUUCUUUGCACAGCUUAAAUCUGACCCUCCUACCUCUGGCCUCCUUGCAGAGAUGGAGCCACAGGAACCUGCGCCCCUCCCCACACCAGCAACAGAGCAGCCCAGGCCCUCAGAAGCUGAUGGCACAGCAGGAGAGAGUGCGGAAGGGACGGCGGGGAUGCAAGCCAAAGAGGCAGCACUGGGGGACAAAGGGCUGGGGGGAGCAGGGGAUCAUGGGAGCGAGGCCAAGGGGGGCAGUGGGGCAGUAGUAGAGGAUGCUGGGAGUGAGGCCAAGGAGGACAGUGGGGCAGUAGUAGAGGAUGCUGGGAGUGAGGCCAAGGGGGGCAGUGGGGCAGUAGUAGAGGAUGCUGGGAGUGAGGCCAAGGAGGGCAGUGGGGCAGUAGUAGAGGAUGCUGGGAGUGAGGCCAAGGGGGGCAGUGGGGCAGUAGUAGAGGAUGCUGGGAGUGAGGCCAAGGGGGGCAGUGGGGCAGUAGUAGAGGAUGCUGGGAGUGAGGCCAAGGAGGGCAGUGGGGUGGGAGGACCUGAGGCUGAGGAGAGAGCAGAGGCGGAUGUGGGCUCCAAAGCAGUGGAGACAGCAGGAGUUGGAGUGUCUGGGGCUGAACCCCAGGAGGAAGCAGCUGGGACCAAACCAGAAAAGGAGGUAGUUGAAGAGCGUGGGGCUGGAGCCCCAGGCAAAGAGGAGCGCACUGCCAGCACUUCAGAGGAGCCACUGUCCCCAGACCCGGGGGAAGAGGAGGAGUACUGGCCUGAGUUUGCACCCAGCUCCCCUGAUCAGGGGCCAGCCAGCCCCACAGGGAGCACUGUCUUCGCCCAGGACACAGGGGGCUCACAGUCGGAAGGUGCUUCCAAGGGCCAAGAGGGCAGUGCCAGUCCUGGUGAGGCAAUGCAGCAGCCCAGGGAGCGGAGCCCCACACCUGAGGGAGCGGCACCCCCCAAGGAGAAACCAAAGCGGCCAGCACUGGAUCGGAGGGAACUGACUCGGCCCCGCCUGGGCCCCAGGGCUCAGUCCCGCAAGGCCAUUGUGGAGAAGUUUGGGGGGGCAGCCAGUGGUCCUGCCCCAAAUAUCAAGCGGACAGGGGGCACCAAUGCCAUCAAGAACAUGCUGCUGGAGUGGUGUCGCGCAAAGACCCGUGGCUAUGAGGUGAGGGGCUGGGGGGGAGCAAGGGGCAACCAAGGGACUGAGGCAGGAAAUGGUGCCCACAUCAGCAGGAGCAUGACCACUAUAAUGCCAGCCAGUAUGGCACAGCCUGAUGACCCCCUGCCCCACAGCCACUGUCCAGACCUGGCCCAAGUGGUGUGCUGGAGGUAUGCAGAUGCAGGAGGAAAGUGCCUGAAACCCAACAGACUGGGCCACAAGGCACUGGCACCACACAGCCCCUGGCCGGCUGCUCUGCUGCCCCCUCUCCCCUCUGGCUAUGGAUGGGUGCCAGGGCAAAAUAGUGUCUGCCAUGAGCCAUGGGUACCAGCCAGAGAACAGACCACCAGCUGUCCUGGUCAGGCUUAGGCUCCUCCUGGGCCUGCAGGAGUGAUGUCAAGGGGUAGGUGUGGGAGCAGAGUGAGGAGGAUAGUACAAUAAGUACUCAUAGUCUGACCACUUUUCCCUCUCUUCCAUUCCCUUCUCCAUGCCCAUGCCC